AGUCAGUGUUAAUAAUGGCGUCGUGGAGAGUAGGUGACUCUCAGGAUCAUAAUGAAGGAAUAAAGCGAGAGAUGCGCCUGGGCAGUGGCCUGGCUGGCAUCUUGGCCUCCAUAUCCGGUGGGGUUCCUAAAAAGCAAGAAUUUAAGAAACCGAUACCUAAGAAAGCUAAAGUGCCACAACAAAACCUCGGAUUUGACUUGGCCUCUAUAAAAGCUUUGUCAUCGUGGGGGGACAUCAGUGCAGUCACUAGUAGUAAUUUUCCUGUGACCACUGACAAUGAAGAUAAUGGUCACACUGCAGGCAAAUGUUUUGAAGAGAAGAAAAUUGAUAACACCAUUAACUACGAUGCUGAAGUGCCACAACAAAACCUUGGAUUGGACUUGGACUCUGUAAAAGCUUUGUCAUCCUGGGGCGACAUCAGUGCAGUCACUAGUGGUAAUUUUCCUGUGACCACUGAUAAUGAAGAUAAUGGUCACACUGCAGGCAAAUGUUUGGAAAAGAAGAAAAUUGAUAACACCAUUAACUACGAUGAAUUUGAAAUCAUCGAUUUAUGUGAUAAUGAAGCUGCAAACCCAUUAGAAGCAACUAACCAACAGUGGAGUGAUCAAGGGAAUACAGGAAACAGUGUCUCAGCGGGAGUGAAACGUGAUGCACCUCGAGGAGAUUCCAAAGACAAUAAAAAAUACAAGCAGGACCAAGAUGGUGAUCAUGUUAAAGAAGUGGAUAGUAGGGCCAACAAAAGAAAAAAUUUCCAUAACACAGAGCAGAAACAGCAGCAAGAAAACAAAGUGUGUGAUAAAAAAUCACCAGUUAAACUUGAUGACUUGGACUUUCCACAAGAAUUCACGGAUUGGACUGACAUUCUUCAGUUCAAUGACGACCAUGAUAAAAAUUGGUGUAAUAAAGAAAAAGAGAGAUUAGCUAAACUGUAUGGUGAAAACAUCAUCACAGUAAAGUACAUUAGCAAUCAGCCUGGAAAGUUGGGUUACUACUGUGAGAUUUGCUCUUCAGAAAUGCAUUCAGAAACAUCAUUGGAAUUGCACUGCAGUGGUAUGAAGCAUUUCAAGAAAAAGAUGGUUAUGGAGAACCUUAAAAAAUCCCCUCUGGAUGAAAUAAAAAGUCAAGAUAGUAAACCUGGAAAGCAGGAGGACACCUCUAGCAGUAAGAACAAAAAGUCCAAGAAACCUCCAAAACCUCCAAGAAAACUCCGCCAAACCCAUGGACGACGUCUCCCCCACACCAAUAGGAUGUUUUUUGGUCACAUUCAUUCCAAACAACUUUAUAGUAACUUGCUUUUUACUGAAAUAGUUGUAGUAUUUUGUUUUUUUAUUGAUGACAGAAGUUAUUCCCGAAGUGGUGACCGGAGGCGGGAAGAUUCUUACAGCAGGAACAGUGAUGCUUAUGAUCGAGGAAGAAGAAGAUACAGCCCCUUAAGUAACUCACGGUCAUAUGAUGACCCAAUUCGUGAAAGGCGAAGUGGACCAGAAUUCUAUAAACGUUCCAGGCGCCCUCCUACUCCUCCGCCCCCAAAUAUUUCUGACUAUAGGGUACCUGCCCUAACUCCACCACCACCUCAAGUAGAUCGCAGUAGUGGACCAACUGGAUUACUACUUAAACAAGUGGCUGAUUGUACGAUACAGAGUUACAGUGAUGAAGAUCUGGCCCAUGAGGUCAUCAGUCUACUGUUGAAGUCCCUCACAGAAUUCUACCAGAAAAAAGAAUCAUACAGUUCUGUUCAUUUGAUAACAGAAACAGAGAUGAAAUGCAACAUACUGAAAGAGCUUCAGAAACGUUCACAAGGAGACCAAUCAACACCAGACAGUAUAGAAGACUUUUUUUCAACUAAUCAUAAAUACAGUUACUAAUUAUACUUAUGCACUUAAGUUAUUUCCAGGAAGAGGACAUCCAGGUAUCUAAUAUACAAUAGCACGAAAUUAAAUGUAAAUGAAUGAUAUUUGUAUUUAUCAUUCCUUCAGCAUUUUGUAAAUAAAUUUAAGGUAGUGAAUAAUUUUUAGUAACGCUUAUUGAACAUUUACAUCUCACAAAAGAUUACCAGUUUUUCAUUAAUUUGGUAAUAUAUUAAGUAUAAAUUAGUCAUUACAACUAAGAUUGUUAAUGUUUCUACUAAGAGUAUUUCCAUCCCUCUGCAAGUCAGAAAUAGUAAAAUUUGUGUAAUGUAGACUAUUUACCAUGGACACACAGUACAGGUCUUGCAGAUAUCCACUUAUUUUACUGAGAAAUCAUGUAAGCAAAACUGAUAGAGAUGGUAAAGUAAUUUUUUUAUAAUGGACUCUGUGUAGGUAUAAAAUAGCCUUUGGCAGCUAGCAUGCAGCAUUGGUAUUGGAAAACUGCAAUAUUUUAUAAAAAGCAAACGUAUUACAUGCUUCUAACUACUAUAUCUUUAUUUAAAAAUAAUUUAGAACUUGAGCAAACACUCCUUGAAUUAAUCACUAAUUUUUGCAACUUCAAACAUUUGCAGUGGAAUAAGGUGUGCAGCAGACUUGCUACAGUUCUUACACUGCCCUUGUUGGUAUGCUGGGGGUGAAAAUAGAGUGCACAGAGAGUGGAAACUUGAGUUGCUACAGUUUUUUCAUAAUACACUUAUCAUACCAUUAUGCAUUACAAGUUUAUAAUACCCCUCUAGAAGUUGUUACUGUAUAAUAAAAGCAAUGCUCCAAUGAACCAGUUAUGGUAAUCUUUUUGGUAACUAAGCAUUGUUCAAAAAUUUUAAUGUGCCUUGGAGAUUUAAAAAAAAAAAUCGGUUUUCUCCAAAAUUUCUAUCCGAAGAGCUAGUACAGUGUAUAUAAUUAUAGUUCUUAACCAUGUAAUAUUUCCUUUCAAGCCUAAGAGGCCUGAUCUGAGACCAGGAUGUGGGCAAAUGGUUAAGAAUAAUACUAAAUGAUGUAAUUAUAUUUAUAUGCAUGAAGAGCACUUUGGGACUGGAAAGCAAAAAUCAAGAUUUGAUUCAAGAAAAGGAAGAGUAUUCUGUCUUUCACUGGCACCAAGACACCUCCCUUGAAAGGUGUAUGUUUAGAUUCAAGCAAAAUUUUAACCUUUAAUGGAUAUAUAGAUUAUUUUUAAGAUUGCAAUAAGAGUAAUACAUGUACUUGGUUACUUGAAUUAUUAAUGUCCGAUCAAAUUACCUCAUAACUUUGAAAAUGUUUUAUCUAUAUUCACAUACCUUACUGAAAUUUCCUGUUUAUACCAAAGUAUAGUUAGCAACAUACUUUAAUUUUUAAGAUUUUUUUUUUAUUUGUGCAAAAUUUAUUUAAUUCAUUUGAUGUAGAAUCCAUAUUAUAAUAAGUGCUAAACCCAAAUGAGUCAUACAGCACUAGAAUCCAUAAAAAAAAAAGCUUAGCAAAAAUAAUUUCAGUGUACAGUAAUAAUAAAGAUAAGUGCUGAA
Messenger RNA from Cherax quadricarinatus, 3403 nucleotides. The record is from RefSeq and is a predicted model, not a curated record. NCBI's taxonomy places the organism in Eukaryota, Metazoa, Arthropoda, Malacostraca, Decapoda, Parastacidae.